Messenger RNA from Phasianus colchicus (ring-necked pheasant), 3411 nucleotides. RefSeq names its product keratin, type II cytoskeletal 6A-like. Gene Ontology annotation, biological process: intermediate filament organization; keratinization. Gene Ontology annotation, cellular component: keratin filament. The record is from RefSeq and is a predicted model, not a curated record. Lineage: Eukaryota; Metazoa; Chordata; Aves; Galliformes; Phasianidae. Gene Ontology annotation, molecular function: structural constituent of skin epidermis.
AUGUCUCGCCAAUCCACCGUCAGGAUCCAGAGGGGGAGAAGUGGCUUCAGCGCUGCGUCGGCCAUCGUGCCCGGCACGUGCCGCACCAGCUUCAGCUCACGCUCCGUCACCCGUGUUGGGGGCUGCAAUGCUGGCAGUGGCUUUGCAAGGGUUGGAGGUGGCUUUGGAAGCAGAAGCCUCUACAAUUUCGGUGGAUGCAAGAGGAUCUCUGCAGCUGGAAGGGGUGGGGGCUUCUACGGCCCCGCAGGGUUUGGUGGAGGUGCUGGGAGCAUGCUGGGCUAUGGAUAUGGGGCAUUUGGAGGCCCUGGGUUCCCUGCUGGUGGCAUCCAGGAGGUCUCCAUCAAUCAGAGCCUUCUGAAGCCCCUCAACCUGGAGAUCGACCCCAGCAUCCAGAGGAUCCGAAAGGAGGAGAAGGAGCAGAUCAAAACCCUCAACAACAAAUUUGCCUCCUUCAUUGAUAAGGUCCGAUUCCUCGAGCAACAAAACAAAGUGCUGGAAACAAAGUGGAGCCUGCUGCAGGAGCAGGGGAUGAAAACGGUCCGGAACAACCUGGAGCCACUUUUUGAGACGUACAUCAACAACCUGAGGAUGCAGCUGAACAGCCUGCUGAGCGACAAGGGGAGGCUGGAGGGAGAGCUCGUCAACACACAGUACCUGGUUGAGGACUUCAAGAAGAAGUACGAAGAUGAAAUCAACAGGCGCACCAUUGCAGAGAAUGAGUUUGUGACACUUAAGAAGGACGUGGAUGCUUCCUACAUGAACAAGGUUGAGCUACAAGCCAAGGCAGAUGCGUUGACCGAAGAAAUCAAUUUCCUGAGAGCCCUCUACGAAGCUGAGCUGUCCCAGAUGCAGACCCAGAUCUCCGACACCUCUGUGGUGCUGACCAUGGACAACAACCGCAACCUGGACCUGGACAGCAUCAUUGCAGAGGUGAAGGCGCAGUACGAGGACAUCGCCAACCGCAGCCGGGCUGAAGCUGAGUCCUGGUACCAAACCAAGUACGAAGAGCUGCAGGCUACUGCAGGCAGGCACGGGGAUGACCUCCGCAGCACCAAGCAGGAGAUUUCUGAGCUCAACCGACACGUCCAGCGGCUGCGGGCUGAGAUUGACAGCGUGAAGAAACAGUGUGCAAAUCUGAAAGCAGCCAUUGCGGAUGCUGAGGAGCGUGGGGAGAUUGCCCUGAAGGAUGCCAAAGCAAAACUGGCUGAGCUGGAGGAUGCCCUGCAGCAGGCAAAGGCAGACCUGGCCCGGCAGCUGCGCGAGUACCAGGAGCUGAUGAACGUCAAGCUGGCCCUGGACAUUGAGAUUGCAACCUACAGGAAGCUGCUGGAGGGCGAGGAGUGCAGGCUGGCUGGAGACGGUGUCCCAGUGAAUAUCUCCGUGACCAGAACCACUGUGGGAUCGGGAUACGGAGGAGGAAGCAACCUCAGCAUGGGGGGUGGCAUGUGCAGCAUGGGGAACAACUACAGCUGCAGUGGGCCUGGGGGGAGCAGUGCCAUGGGUGGGGGCAGCAGCUCCAGCAUGAAGUUCUUCUCCUCCUCCUCCCGGAGAAGUUACAGGACUCGUAAGGGAAUAAAAGGGCCAACCCCAGCCCAGGGAGCACAACCUCAUCUCGCUUCACUCCUCCUCAUCCUCACUGCUUUGCUCCUCCAAUCUCUCCCGUUGGCUGCGAUGUCUCGGCAGUGCACCGUGAGGAACCAGGGCCGGACUGGCUUCAGUGCUGCAUCUGCCUUCAUCCCAAGUGCCUGCAGCACCGGGUUCAUCUCACGCUCCAUGGCUCAAGGUGGAAGCUGUGGCACUGCUGUGGGGUACGGAGGAUUUGGAGGAGGUUUUGGGAGCAGAAGCCUCUACAGCGUUGGUGGAUGCAAGAGGAUCUCUAUGGCUGGAAGGGGCAGUGGAUUCUAUGGACCUGCAGGGUUUGGUGCUGGCACUGGGAUCUCCUGUGGGUUUGGUGGUGCUUUUGGGUUUGGUGGGGGCAUGGGUGGCCCUGGAUUCCCCGCUGUCCCCACUGGGGGCAUCCAGGAGGUCUCCGUCAACCAGAGCCUUCUGAAGCCCCUCAACCUGGAGAUCGACCCCAGCAUCCAGAGCAUCCGUAAGGAGGAGAAGGAGCAGAUCCAAACCCUCAACAACAAAUUUGCCUCCUUCAUCGACAAGGUCCGGUUCCUUGAGCAAGAAAACAAAGUCUUGGAGACCAAGUGGGCCCUUCUACAAGAACAGGGACACAAAACAGUCAGAAACAACAUUGAGCCCCUCUUUGAGGCUUACAUCAACAACCUCAGGAGGCAGCUGAGCAACUUGCUGGCUGAUAAGGAGAACCUGGGUGGGGAGCUGAAUAAGGUGCAGAGUCUGGCUGAGGACUUCAAGAACAAAUAUGAAGAGGAGAUCAACAAGCGCACAGCUGCCGAGAAUGAGUUUGUGAUUCUGAAGAAGGAGGUGGAUUCUACCCAUAUGACCAAGACAGAGCUGCAAGCCAGGCGAGAUGCCCUCCUGGAGGAGAUAGACUUCCUCAGAGCCCUCUAUGAAGCUGAGCUGUCUCAGCUGCAGAGCCAGAUCUCUGACACCUCCGUCAUCCUGACCAUGGACAACAACCGCAGGCUGGACAUGGACAGCAUCAUUGCUGAGGUGAAGGCACAGUAUGAGGACAUUGCCAAGCGCAGCCGGGAGGAGGCUGAGUCCUGGUACCAGUCCAGGUAUGAAGAGCUGCAGGCUACCGCAGGCAGGCACGGGGAUGACCUCCGCAGCACCAAGCAGGAGAUUUCUGAGCUCAACCGACACGUCCAGCGGCUGCGGGCUGAGAUUGACAGCGUGAAGAAACAGUGUGCCAGCUUGCAGACAGCCAUCGCAGAUGCUGAGCAGCGUGGGGAGCUGGCCCUGAAGGAUGCCAGGGACAAACUGGCCGAGCUGGAGGCAGCCCUGCAGCAAGCAAAGGCAGACCUGGCCCGGCAGCUGCGCGAGUACCAGGAGCUGAUGAACGUCAAGCUGGCCCUGGACAUUGAGAUUGCAACCUACAGGAAGCUGCUGGAGGGCGAGGAGUGCAGGCUCUCUGGAGAAGGUGCUGGUGCAGUGAACAUCUCUGUGACCAGAACCAGUGUAGGAUCGGGAUAUGGAAGUGGGAGCUGCCAGAGCUUCAGAGGCAGCAGUGGGGCUGGAGCUGGGCUCUGUGCUGGAGGAAUGGGCUUCAGCUCUGGGAGCGGACAAGGCAUGGCUGGGUCAUGUGUGGUCGGUGGAAGCAGCUCCAGCAUGCAGUACAUCAGCAGCUCUUCGACCAAGAGGUGCUACUGAGGUCCAACAGCCACGUGCCGCUCUGUCCCUCAUGUUGUGUGCAGUCCUCACCCCGUUACUUGCAAAAAGUUUGGAAUUCCAAGCUGUCUGCCCUUAUUUAUGCAAAUGCCUUGCUCCUGUUUGUUCUUA